Molecule: messenger RNA, 327 nt
Organism: Lathyrus oleraceus (garden pea)
Lineage: Eukaryota; Viridiplantae; Streptophyta; Magnoliopsida; Fabales; Fabaceae
Exons: 1
Coding region: 1-327 (108 amino acids)
Source: RefSeq, a predicted model, not a curated record
AUGGAUAUCGAGAUAGAGUCAGCAAAGUGUGAGUGUUGUGGCUUGAAAGAGGAUUGCACUCAAGACUACAUCAGUGAAGUGAAGUCGAAAUUUGGUGGAAAAUGGUUAUGUGGGUUGUGUUCAGAAGCAGUUAGAGAUGAAGCUAUUAGAGGGAAAAGGAUAUUUGCAAUGGAAGAAGCAAUGAAAUCUCACAUGUUGUUCUGUCGUAGGAUUAAAUCGAAUCCUGCAGUUUGUGUUGCUGAUGGUAUGAGACAGAUGCUUAGGAGAAGGUCAACUGAGUUGUCUUCAUCAAACAAACACAGCAAGAAGUCAACUACAACUUCCUAA